Messenger RNA from Myotis lucifugus (little brown bat), 1629 nucleotides. RefSeq names its product SLC2A4 regulator (gene SLC2A4RG). Gene Ontology annotation, biological process: regulation of transcription by RNA polymerase II. Gene Ontology annotation, cellular component: nucleus. The transcript has 8 exons. The record is from RefSeq and is a predicted model, not a curated record. Lineage: Eukaryota; Metazoa; Chordata; Mammalia; Chiroptera; Vespertilionidae. The coding region runs from base 1 to 1110 and encodes 369 amino acids. Gene Ontology annotation, molecular function: RNA polymerase II cis-regulatory region sequence-specific DNA binding; DNA-binding transcription factor activity.
AUGGAAGCCCAGCGCCGCCUGGCGCCUGGCCGGGGCUGCGGGCACCCUCCUCCCAGCGCCGCCGGUCCGGAACCCGCGGCCGCGCCCGUGUCGGUGCCCGCGCCGCCGCAGGGCCCUGCUGUGGGCGGCGGCUUGGCGGGCUUCGAGUUCGCGCCUCCGCAGGAGCCAGAGCCGCGGGCUCCGGGGACGUGGGCGGGGGCGGCAGCGGGACCCCCGACGCCUUCGGCGCACAUCCCGGUGCCAGCGCUCAGAGCCCCCCAAGGAAAAGUCCAGCUGGAUGAGGUCAUGGCUGCCGCAGCCCUCACAAGCCUGUCCACCAGCCCCCUCCUGCUGAGGCCCCCGGCUGCAGCCUUAAGCACAGACGCCUGCUUGGAGCCCUGGCCCCAGACCCUGGGGCAGCCACCAGGCAGUUACAGCAGCAGCAGCAGUGGGGACUGGGGCUGGGACCCAGCCAGCGAGCAGUCCUGUCCAUCCUCCCCAUCACCCCCACUGCCCCCAGAGGCAGCCUUCCUGUUUGGGGAGCCUGCCCCUCGGAAGAGGAAGAGCUCGGGGCAGGUCCUGUUCCAGUGCCUGUGGAAGCGCUGUGGGAAGGUGCUGAGCACAGCCUCCGGGAUGCAGAGACACAUCCGCCUGGUGCACCUGGGGCGGCAGGCAGAGCCGGAGCAGAGUGAUGGCGAGGAGGACUUUUACUACACGGAGCUGGGCAUUGGUCUGGAGGUGCUGACCGAUGGGCUGUCCAGCCUGACCCCGAUGUCCCCCACGGCCUCCCUGCUGCCCACCUGCCCUCACCUGCUGCCAGAGCCCCCAGCCUUGCCCAGCCUGCUGCACCCAUUGGCCUUGCCCCCACCCCAGGUGCUGAGUCCUGCAGCGCCCCCCCAGGUGUGCCACAAUGACCACUCCUACCAGGGCUGCCUGGCAUCCACCGAGCUGCAGCCACAGCCCAGCACAGUCAGGGCCUGCGUGCCAGCCGUGCCCUCUAAGCUUAGUGCCAAUCUGAGGAAGCCCCGAGGUGACGCCAAGAAGUGCCGGAAGGUGUACGGCACGGAGCGCCGGGACCUGUGGUGCACGGCCUGCCGCUGGAAGAAGGCCUGCCAGCGCUUUCUGGACUGAGGGGCUCGGCCACUGGGCUCAGCCACCAGGUUGCAGCCCCUGGGACUGUGGUGCACGGCUGAGCCCUGCACCCGCCCACCAGGGUUCUUACAGGAAAAAACACACUGCACCCCACCCCUGCCCAGGGCCUCUCUAGCCACAGGGUCUACUUUUUCAUGGGGAGGGACGUCAGUGACCCUGGACUCCCAGAGGCGGGGGAGGUCCCACCACUCAAAGUGCCUCCGAAGAAACCAGCCUUUUCUACUAAAGCCACACAGGCCCUGGGGUGGCCGUCCUCCCUGCCUGUCCAUGGACUUGUCAAGGGUGCAGAUAGGCCCAGGUUUGAGGCCACGUGGGAGCCAGACCUGGAUGCACUUGGUGGGGGGGGGGGGGGGCAGGGGGGUCUCCCCUGUCGCAGUUAUCCUGAUGGUUCAAGGGCCCAGGGGCUGACAUUUGUACCAUGUUUUUGAAGCUCAGGUGUCUUGCGUCAGGGCAGUGCCAGGCGAGGAGAAAAAUUAAAGAUUUGGGGUUUUUCCAGAA